AUGGCAAGGAAACAGAAGGAGGCGAUCGAGGUAGAGGGAACCGUAACGGAGUCCCUGCCUAAUGCCAGCUUCAGGGUGGAGUUGGCGAAUGGGCACAAGGUGCUCGCAUACGUAUCCGGCAAGCUGAAGCUGAAUUUCAUUCGCGUGCUGCCGGGCGACCGUGUGCUGGUCGAGCUCUCUCCCUACGAUCUGACACGCGGCCGGAUUACCUACCGCUUCAGGUAG
This is a messenger RNA of Geodia barretti, 225 nucleotides long. NCBI's taxonomy places the organism in Eukaryota, Metazoa, Porifera, Demospongiae, Tetractinellida, Geodiidae. The record is from the annotation of a GenBank genome assembly.